This is a messenger RNA of Amaranthus tricolor (Joseph's coat), 1454 nucleotides long. RefSeq names its product 2-alkenal reductase (NADP(+)-dependent)-like. The record is from RefSeq and is a predicted model, not a curated record. The transcript is spliced from 5 exons. The coding region runs from base 248 to 1285 and encodes 345 amino acids. Gene Ontology annotation, molecular function: 2-alkenal reductase [NAD(P)H] activity. Lineage: Eukaryota; Viridiplantae; Streptophyta; Magnoliopsida; Caryophyllales; Amaranthaceae.
GAUCAUUUUCAAUUCAUCAAACUCAGUGUGAAAAGCUCUGUUCAUUGUCAGUUCACAAACAAGAAAAAUGGACUCUCCAAACAUUCCCACUAUGCAUUAAUUUGUCACUGUAAUACUGUAUGAAUGUAUCCACAUUUUUCACACUGGUUCUCAUUUCCUAUAAAUUCCCAUCAAUUUCCCAACUCAUUAUUCAAAUCAUCUCUGCUUUCUGAAUCUAAAUCACUUAAAUAAGAGAAAGAGAUCAACAAUGGCGGGUGUUGAGGUGAGCAACAAGCAAGUGAUACUUAAAAAUCAUGUUGUUGGUUUUCCUAAAGAAUCAGAUAUGGAGGUUAAAACUUCCAUGAUUACUCUCAAGGUUCCAGAAGAUUGUGAGGGUUUUCUUCUUAAGAAUCUGUAUUUGUCUUGUGAUCCUUACAUGAGGAGUCGUAUGACCAAGCAUGAGCGUCCUACUUAUGUUGAAUCUUUUAUUCCUGGAUCGCCGAUCUCUGGAUAUGGAGUGGGUAGAGUUGUGGAUUCCCGUCAUCCAAACUUCAAGACCGGUGACCUUGUAUGGGGAAUGACUGGAUGGGAAGAAUAUAGUCUUAUUACAUCUGCGCUGUCAUUCUUUAAAAUAGAGCAUACAGAUGUGACUCUAUCAUACUAUACUGGGAUUCUUGGUAUGCCUGGCUUGACAGCCUAUGCUGGCUUUUUUGAGGUUGCAUCUCCUAAGAAAGGAGAGCGUGUCUACAUCUCUGCGGCAUCUGGUGCUGUUGGUCAGCUAGUUGGACAACUUGCGAAAUUGAGUGGUUGUUACGUUGUAGGAAGUGCUGGUAGCAAAGAGAAGGUUGAUCUAUUAAAAAGCAAAUUUGGAUUUGAUGAUGCCUUCAACUACAAAGAAGAGGAAGAUUUGGAUGCGGCCUUGAGAAAGUAUUUUCCAGAAGGCAUUGACAUUUAUUUUGAGAAUGUUGGUGGAAAAAUGCUUGAUGCUGUGUUGAUGAACAUGAGACUCCAUGGCCGAAUUCCUGUGUGUGGAAUGAUUUCACAGUACAAUCUCCUACAGCCUGAGGGUGUGCACAAUUUGUUCAAUCUAAUCACAAAGCGCCUACGCAUGGAAGGAUUUUUGGUUUUUGACUACUAUCAUCUUUACCCAAAAUACUUGGAAAUGAUCAUACCUCACAUCAAAGAGGGCAAGGUCUCGUAUGUUGAAGAUGUUGCUGAAGGUUUAGAAACUGCUCCUUCUGCGUUAAUAGGCCUUUUCACUGGCCGUAAUGUAGGCAAGCAAGUUGUUGUAGUUGCCCGCGAAUGAGCUCUAUGGAACAAACAACUUAUUUUAUUGAUUAAUAUUGUGAGCAUUGAAAUCAGAUGCUGAGAGAGUAGCAUUGUUUGCUUUUCAUUUUUCAACUGAAAAACAAUUGUUGUGUUUGUGUAUCGACCAUGUUCACUUUUGUAUUAUAAUAAAGAUGAUUUGGAUUUCA